Adineta steineri is the source of this 1494-nucleotide messenger RNA. The record is from the annotation of a GenBank genome assembly. Lineage: Eukaryota; Metazoa; Rotifera; Eurotatoria; Adinetida; Adinetidae.
AUGGUAUUUUUUAUUUCAACACUGGAAGAAUAUUUUUCAUUUCUCGAUAAAAUCGAAUUAAAUACUUUAUUUUAUACGUUACUGGGACUUACAUGGAUUAUUUCUCUUUGGGAACAUUAUCUUUCAUAUCGACAAUAUCAAAAUUAUAAACGCAAUCGAAAUGUUCCAAGUGAAUUAGCUGAUGUAAUGACAGAAGAAGAGUUGAAUAAAGCUCGUUCAUAUGCUCAAGAUAAAAUGCGUUAUAAUGAAAUCCAUUCAAUAUUUAAUGAAGUUGAAACAACGACAUUAUUAUUAAUUGGUGCACUUCCAUGGUUAUGGAAAAAAUCUGGCAAUAUAUUAGCAAAAUAUGAUUAUAAUAAUCAUGAAAUAUUACAAUCAAUCGUAUUUAUUCUUAUUAUGAUGAUCUAUUCAACAAUUUCAAGUAUUCCAUGGUCUUAUUAUUAUCAUUUUAUACUCGAAGAAAAACAUGGAUUCAAUAAACAAACAAUUGGUUUCUUUAUUAAAGAUAAUAUCAAAAAAUUACUGGUUACACUUGUUUUAACAUUACCAAUUGCUUCACUUUUAAUUAAAAUUAUUCAAAUAGGUGGUGACUAUUUUUUUAUUUACGCAUGGCUUUUCAUUACCAUUAUGUCAUUGGGUAUUGCGUUUAUCUAUCCAAAUUAUAUCGCACCACUAUUUGAUCGUUAUGAUCCUUUACGUGAAGGUGAAUUACGUGCAAGCAUCGAAAAAUUAGCAGCAAAAAUCAAUUUUCCACUUGCUAAAAUUUACGUCGUUGAAGGUUCCGCUCGAUCGGCUCAUUCCAACGCAUAUUUUUAUGGAUUUUUGAAAGCCAAACGAAUUGUUCUUUAUGAUACACUUAUAAAAGGUUAUACUAUCAGUAAAACUGAUGAUAAUAAGGAUAAAGAAAAUACAACUAAUGAAGUAACUGAAAAAUUAUCAGAAGAAGAAACUACAUUAACUCAUCGUCGAACAACUGAUGAGAAAAUCGAUAAAGAAAAUAAUGAUCCACAAGCAACAAAAAAGAAAGCCGAUAAAGGUUGUGAAUCUGAUGAAGUUCUUGCUGUAUUAUGUCAUGAAUUUGGACAUUGGUACCUUAGUCAUAAUCUUAUUAAUAUGUGUAUUUCAUUCCUUAACUUAUUUUUGGUAUUUGCUAUAUUUGCUGCACUUUUCAAACGUACAGUUCUUUAUCAAGCAUUUGGUUUCACUAAAACACGACCAAUUUUAAUGGGUUUAUUAAUUAUCUUUCAAUAUGUCUUAUCACCUUAUUUUGAAGUCUUCUCAUUUGCAUUAACAGCAUUAUCACGUCGUUUUGAAUUUCAAGCUGAUAAUUUCGCUGUUAAACUUCAUCAUGGUGAACCAUUAGGACGUGCUUUAAAGAAACUCGAAAUUGAUAAUAUGACAUAUCCAUUUUCGGAUUAUCUUUACGCAAAAUAUCAUUAUUCACAUCCUACAUUACUCGAACGUCUUAAAGCAAUAAAAUCAAAACAAAAUUAG